Messenger RNA from Scaptodrosophila lebanonensis, 4045 nucleotides. RefSeq lists its product as uncharacterized. NCBI's taxonomy places the organism in Eukaryota, Metazoa, Arthropoda, Insecta, Diptera, Drosophilidae. The transcript has 3 exons. The record is from RefSeq and is a predicted model, not a curated record. Bases 369 to 3350 code for a protein of 993 amino acids. Gene Ontology annotation, cellular component: nucleus. Gene Ontology annotation, biological process: regulation of transcription by RNA polymerase II. Gene Ontology annotation, molecular function: RNA polymerase II transcription regulatory region sequence-specific DNA binding; DNA-binding transcription factor activity, RNA polymerase II-specific.
CUUUAGUACAGUCGAAGUGACGCUGCGGCUAUAAUUUCAUAUUUUAUGCUGCUUGCGGUAAAUUAAACUAAACAAUCUGCGCUUAAAUACCACAAAGAGUACUGUCAACUUAUUUGCAACUAGACAAGAACAACACUGGAAUUGGUGGCCAUUGCAUGCAUACACAAAAAAAGUUGGACGGAAUAAAAAAAAACGCAAAGAAGUCAGUGCUCGCACCCGUGCUCGCUCCCGCAUCUCGCCCUUCACUUCGUAAUCGUCGCCGCGGUCGUUGCGCAUGCUGCAGCAGCAUCGCAUUGAAUUAAACUAUAACGAAAAGGAACGAAACUAUAGACCCGACAUAGCCAUAGAUAUCACACAUACACAUUACGAUGAACGCCCAGCUGAGUACGACAACCUAUCGCAAAUUUAAUAAUUUGCUCAACAGCGGCGCCGUGACCGUCACAGGUCCCGGUCAGCCCCGCAUUCUAAAAACCACUCGACUGGUUAUGCCCAACGCCCAAGGCGGCGGCUCUAAUGUGGCUGGAGCGCUGACACAACAACUUGGCUCGGAUUCGGAACUUGGCGCUUCAGCCGGUGGCACACGUUGCUACAUUUGCGACGAGCUAGUGGCCUCCAGCCAGGUACAGAAUCAGCUCACGGAAAUGACCACCACGCACACCACAACUAAGUUUCCCAACAAGCUGGCGCAGCUGGUGGGCGAGGGAUUUGUUGUGAUUGUGAGCACCGAGGAUUUUGUUUGUUCGCGUUGCACCAACCUGGUCAACUAUUUUGAUCGUCUCGAGAACGAUGUAGAGCGCGUCAAGGCGAAUCUAUUGAAUUUGCUAAAUAAAAAGUAUGGCAUCAACGAGGAUAGUGGUGGCGGCGAAUCCAGUCCGCCAUUGAAGAUGCAGAAACUGGUCAGUGGAGCCAAUCGCUCGAUGGAGGAGUCUACAGGCGCUGAUUUGCUACGCACGCGCAAGGUAGUUCAGCAACCCUCACCAGGCUCUGUACAGCAGCUGAAAAUCUCCACCUCGCCACAAAGCGCCGCCGCUGGCACACAGACAGUGCAACGAAAAGCCACAAAGAUUUACAAGUGCACCUCAUGCGAUUACAAGACCUCUGACAUGCGUCUCUUCAACACCCACUACGAAACCUGCAAACAGCAGACGUUCCAAUGUAAAACUUGUCGCAAGAUCUUCCCCCACUUUGGCGCCAUGAAGCAGCACAUGGUGCGGGAUCAUAACACCGCGAUGGAUAACACAUGCGCCAUGUGCCACAUUAACUUCGUCAAUGAGUUGUCGUUGCGCAAACACAUGGAGGCGAAUCAUGCUACCAAUGUGUUGGUAACUAGCACCACCACAAUACCAGCUAAUGCGGCCGCACCCGCUGUUGUGGAUACUUCGGGAUUGGCGGCUGGCUCUGCCCUUUAUACAUGCAACCACUGUCAAUUCAAAUCAACGGACAAGGGUGUCUUUGAUGACCAUAUGCGCAAGCAUGUUUCUGGCAAACCAAAGCCUUUCAAGUGCCGUCUGUGCUCACAGAGAUUCGAGACGCGUGAAGCGGCCACUGUGCAUGCUAAACAGCAUCAGACCAAUUAUUUCAAGUGCGGUACUUGCGCCAUGACCUUCCCUAAGCGUGAGCUGCUCGUCAAGCACUUCGAGGUGCACCAAACUGGCAGUGGUUCCGGCGCUGUAUCUCCAGGAGGAGGCCAGAGCAAGUUGCAAACAGCGUCCAGUACGCAGAAUUUCAACACGCAGAAACUGCUGCAAGAAACAAUUGAUGAGGCAUUAAGCGAUACAGUGCCACAGACCGGAGCGGCAGCUGCUGCUGUGGUUGCUGCCACUGCCGAAGCUGCAGAGAAUAAUAUACGUUUCUUCUCGUGCAGCAUCUGCUCAUUGACAUUCAUUCAGGAAACAUACUACAAUCACCAUAUGGAGACCCAUCGUCGGGACAAGAAGGGCGGAGCAGCUGUCGCCCCAACUGUCCUGAACUCGGCCGCCACUGCACUACUCAGUGAUGAUGCCGGCGAUGCGGGCGGUAAGGCUGGCGAUGAUGGUGGCGAACAAAGUGCCGAGGCCGACAUUGAGAGUCUCUUUGAAAAGUUGCACUCCGAAAAAACUGACAAUGGCGAUACCACGAAAACUACGAACAGCAAAAGCGGUGAAAUGGUUAUCACUUCGCAGCAGGGCAGUGGUGGCAUUACAUUUAAUAUAACCAUACCCCAACCGGACGCAUCUGGGGAGCAGGCAGAGAAGGGCGCAGAGGGCGUCUCAGCUCCAGUUUCGGUAAGCAUUGACAUGCCUGUCUUGGAUCAGGCCGAUGACGAGUCGCAGUCUCAGGCAAGCACUGAAGGCAAGACUGGCGAGGCCGCUGAUUCUGCUGCGGACACCAAAUCCACGGCAGCACCAGUAUCUAUGCCCAGUCUAGAUGAUGAUAACGAAGCCACAGCCAGCACAGAAACGGAUAGCAAGACAGCGAACAGCAAAUCCGGUGAAAAAUCCGAUGACAAGGCCGAUCAGCAAGGCGAGCAAGAGGCCACAACAGCUACAGAAACUGCAGGUACUGUUGCAGAGGAGGGCGAUGAUGGCGAGAAGCGCGAUGUUACCGACACACCCACAACUGAACCGGACGCCGCAGCCUCCGCCGAGGCUAGUGAAUCCGCCGAUGGCGAGGCCAACGCCGUUGCUGCCGAAGGUGAAGGCGGCGAAGCUGCUGCCGGCGAUCAACAAGUUGCCAUGGAACUAGACGAGGCCAUGCAGGCGCAAGUGGAGGGCGGGCAAAUCAAGUUCAUCAUGAACGAGAAUGGACAUUUGCUGCAGCUGGAUAACCACAUAUUGACCGAUUCCGAGGGCAAUCAGAUCAUUGUGCAAGAUCCCGAGCAAAUUCAGCAGCUGCUCCAAAGCGUAGGUGUUCUUCAAUCCGGCGAGGGUCUCGAGGGCGAGACAUUGCAAAUGAUGACCGAUGCUAGUGGCCAGAUGGUGCUCGUCCAUGGCGACAACAAUGAGCAACAGCUAAUCGAUGCCUCAUUAAUCAACGCAGACGGUCAGUUGAUCAUUCAACAGGGACAGGAUGGUGAAGAGGGACCUCAUGUUAUUAGCGAGGAUGGUACACGCAUACCCGUCUCAGUCUCCUACACCGAAGAUGGCCAGCCUAUUGUUCAAGUUCAGCAGCAGGUCUUAGAAGCAGCCACAGCUGCUGCCGGCUCAGCCGAAGAGAAGGAUGAAGCAGCAGAUGUUGCUGCCGCUGCUGGUGAGGAAGCGCAAGCGACAGAGGACGGUGUCACGGUGGCCACCAGCACGGCUAGCAGUAGUGGUACGGCAGCCAGCAAUUUCUUUGCGCUGGAGGAGUUCACGGAGGCGAAAACCGAUUAGGAGUGGCUCUAGGGGCAGGGCCGUGAACAUUACACGAUACUAGCAUACGAUGAUGACUGGUUUUAACAGAUCUACUCGCUAUGAGCGAUUUUUGCUUACAUCUCAACAUUCGCUGCUGCGAAUUAUUCGGAGGAACUUUCAUCGCAAUCGCUUGAUGUGAAAGAAAAAUAUACAUAUACGACAAACACGCAUUUUUGUAACCAACACCAGCAACCUUAUGUUCUACACGAUCACACACACCCACGUACCCAUGGAUACCUUAACACUACAUGCAAACAUACUCGUACAUACAUAUUUUAUACACCAUUAGUAUAUGUAUAUUUACACUCCAGUAAACUCAAAAUUUCUUCUUUGCCCUUUGCGGCAAAUUUUCAAUCAUUCUUCUAAUUGCAUAUUGCUGCUCUCCAAUUGACGAUCGCGCGAUGGUGUCAAUGUGGUUGGAUGCGAGGCAGACACCAUCCGACAGUGUCUAAUUGAAUCGAUGGUGACAAUGCGUCGGUUGGUUGAAGGUGUUAGGUUUAGUUUUUAGCAUAGUUAAAGAAAAAACAAAACACACAUCAAACUGUAAAAAUGAGAAAUGUCGCGAUUGGUCAUGCGACAAUGAUUGAAUUAAAAGCAUUAAUCGUACAUAAAAUAAAUUUACACUAAAUAAAAUGUAAUGACAAAACAAAUACAAAACCUUAAGAGAAGCACGA